AGUGGAGGGGCCAUGAUUGCGGGGAGCUGGGUCCUUCUCUUUGCGGCCAUUGUCAUUGCCAUUGUCAUCGAUUUAGGGAUCUGAUCUCAGAUGGAGUUUGUCUCUUUUUAUUGUUUGUUUUUUUCUUUUUUUUUUUUUUUUUUUUUUAAAAAAAAAAAGGUAGACUACCCACCAUUGGGAAGUGCGAGGGUUUCGUUCACAAAGCGAUCGGUUCUUGUUCAUAGCUACGGAGGAUUCCCCUUAGGCGUUAAUUUGCUCAGAUGUCUCUUCUUCCUUGCCAUACUUACACAAGCGUACUGGGUAGGUGCUGCUUUGUACAUACAUAACAUACAUACAGACAGAAAGACAGAAAGACAGACAGACAGACAGACAGACAGGCAAACAGACAGACAUCCAUAAAUACAUAGUAGUACCUGGAGUCUUCCCUUUUUUCUUUCUUUUUUUUCUUCUUUUAAGGUCCUGCACUACUCGUCCAGAG
Molecule: messenger RNA, 478 nt
Organism: Aspergillus heteromorphus CBS 117.55
Lineage: Eukaryota; Fungi; Ascomycota; Eurotiomycetes; Eurotiales; Aspergillaceae
Exons: 1
Coding region: 91-399 (102 amino acids)
Source: RefSeq, a predicted model, not a curated record